Lotus japonicus is the source of this 1318-nucleotide messenger RNA. Its product is annotated as peptide deformylase 1A, chloroplastic. The record is from RefSeq and is a predicted model, not a curated record. Gene Ontology annotation, biological process: peptidyl-methionine modification; N-terminal protein amino acid modification. The transcript is spliced from 4 exons. Lineage: Eukaryota; Viridiplantae; Streptophyta; Magnoliopsida; Fabales; Fabaceae. Bases 141 to 926 code for a protein of 261 amino acids. Gene Ontology annotation, molecular function: peptide deformylase activity. Gene Ontology annotation, cellular component: chloroplast; mitochondrion.
UGGGUCCAAAAUCCCCAUAACCUUAGCCUAACCAACCCAUAACACUCCCUAUGGUGGUGGUGAAAUUUGCAUAACAAAAAAGAAGAAGAAAUCUGUAGAAUAAUCUGCAGAAUCCAGAGGAGAAAGCAAGAAAAAAGGCCAUGGAGGCCUUGCACAUGCAGCGUGUACUUCCCAUAUCUGCUGCCCAAAACACUCUCUUUACGCGCCCAACUGCCACCCCAUUAUCUGGAGUUGCAAUGGCAAGGCCACCAUUGAGUUUAAGCUUAUCAUCUUCUUCUCAAGCUGCCGCUGCCACUGCCACUGCAAGAGCAGGGUGGUUUUUGGGUCUAACAGCAGAUAACAAGAAGAUGAAAUUGCCUGACACUGUCAAAGCUGGUGACCCUGUUCUUCAUGAGCCUGCCCAGGAAGUUAAUCCCAGUGAGAUAAAGUCGGAGAGAGUGCAGAAGAUCAUUGAUGACAUGAUCCGGGUCAUGAGGAAUGCUCCUGGGGUUGGUUUAGCUGCUCCCCAGAUUGGAGUUCCUUUAAGGAUAAUAGUUGUGGAAGAUACCAAAGAGUAUAUUAGUUAUGCCCCAAAGGAAGAGACAAAAGCUCAAGAUAGAGUGCCUUUUGAUCUUUUGGUGAUCCUGAAUCCCAAGCUAGAGAAGAAGAGCAACAGGACUGCCCUAUUUUUUGAAGGGUGCUUGAGUGUUGAUGGAUUUAGAGCAGUGGUGGAGCGACAUCUUGACGUUGAAGUUACAGGUUUGGAUCGCUACGGUGCCCCAAUCAAAAUAAAUGCGUCGGGUUGGCAAGCCCGGAUUUUACAACAUGAGUGUGAUCACUUGGAUGGCACUUUGUAUGUUGAUAAGAUGGUACCUAGAACUUUUAGAACUGUGGACAACUUGAACCUCCCCCUUGGCCAGGGGUGCCCCAAACUUGGUCCUCGCUAACCCAAAUUUGGGUUUCUGCGGCUGCCUCUGAUAAGGCCUUCAACACAGGUUUCUUGUGCAUGUUAGUGUUAAAUUGACAUUUGUAGGUCCAAUUUUUAGUAAUAGCCUCAAAUUUAAGAAUAAUUAAAUCUCCUUCAAUUUUCAAUGAUAUGGUUUUUCCAUGAAUUGUCAUUGCACACUACACUUCCUUUUUAUGGAGUCCAGAUAUUCAUGGCCCCUAGCUUUUCUCUAAGUUGCACCUCUUACCAAAAUUUCAUAGGGUGUUAUCUGUUUAUACUUUAAAGGAAUCAGGUGUCUAUAUACUAGGCCAUGCAUGUAACUUCACUUGUUAGCUCUAAUGAGGUAACUCCAUUUGAGGUCUAAUGCAAAAGCAUACACCAAUUGUGUGUAAA